Molecule: messenger RNA, 1145 nt
Organism: Diceros bicornis minor
Lineage: Eukaryota; Metazoa; Chordata; Mammalia; Perissodactyla; Rhinocerotidae
Product: 5'-3' exoribonuclease 2-like
Exons: 11
Coding region: 1-891 (296 amino acids)
Biological process (GO): nuclear-transcribed mRNA catabolic process
Cellular component (GO): nucleus
Molecular function (GO): 5'-3' RNA exonuclease activity; RNA binding
Source: RefSeq, a predicted model, not a curated record
AUGCCAAGAUCAAGUCCUUUAGUAUCUCCUAAUACGAGUUUCACUUCUGAUGGCUCCUCGUCUCCGAUAGGAGAAAUUAAGCGAAAAGCAGAAGACAGUGACAGUGAACCUGAACCAGAGGAUAACGUCAGGCUUUGGGAAGCUGGGUGGAAGCAGCGGUACUACAAGAACAAAUUUGACAUUGAUGCAGCUGAUGACAAAUUCCGUCGUAAAAUUGUACAGUCUUACGUUGAAGGGCUCUGCUGGGUUCUUCGAUAUUAUUACCAGGGCUGUGCUUCCUGGAAGUGGUAUUAUCCAUUUCAUUAUGCACCAUUUGCUUCAGACUUUGAAGGUAUUGCAGACAUGCCUUCUGAUUUUGAGAAGGGUACUAAACCGUUUAAACCACUGCAACAACUUAUGGGAGUUUUUCCAGCUGCAAGUGGUAACUUCCUACCUCCAUCGUGGCGGAAGCUCAUGAGUGAUCCUGAGUGUAGUAUAAUUGACUUCUACCCUGAAGAUUUUGCUAUUGAUUUAAAUGGGAAGAAAUAUGCCUGGCAAGGUGUUCCUCCGUUGCCGUUCGUGGAUGAGCGAAGGCUGCGAGCUGCCCUAGAAGAGGUAUACCCAGACCUCACUCCAGAAGAGACUAGAAGAAAUAGUCUUGGAAUCGAUGUCUUAUUUGUGGGGAAACAUCACCCACUGCACGACUUCGUUUUAGAGCUGUAUCAGACAGGUUCCACAGAGCCAGUGGGUGUACCACCUGAACUAUGUCAUGGGAUUCAAGGAAAGUUUUCUUUGGAUGAAGAAGCCAUUCUUCCAGAUCAAAUAGUGUGUUCUCCUGUUCCCAUGUUACGGGAUCUGACACAGAAUGCUGCAAUCAGGUGGGCUGGCAUUGAGUCUGAAGUCUUCUUCUAGAAAGACGUGAUUCCUGCCCCAACUACAAAGGUUUACAAAAACCAACUCUUCUGGAAAACUUGUGGCCAGCUAAUCCCCCUGUGUGUCUCAUUCCUAUCACACUUGAUCAUUGUUUGAAAUGUUUCAUUUAUUAUUUUCCAUGCUCUCAUUCCCACAUGACUCCAUGUUUCCUCAGCCCAGACCCAACCACUUUGUGCCUCACUUCCCUCAAAACGGUUCCCCUGGCCCUGUGAAUUUCCUGCCACAUCUUUACU